UUCGAGGGUGAAUUAUCCAUGUUGGAAAGUUAAAAGAAAGAGUAUGUUCUAACGGAGUGGGUGGAAAACCGGCAUCAUAUUCCGGGUUGCUCCGUAUAUUUCAUACUUUGGCCGGGCCCGUGAUCGGCAUCCAAACUCGACAAUCGACACAUCGUCAUCAUAGCUUGUUUUCAAGUGCUCACUUUCACGUAACAUCGAUCAAGUUGCCGUGUAUUUCCAAUCGAGAAUAUGGCUUCGUCAACGAUCCCCCGGUUUCUGCUCCCAAGAAUUUCUUGGAAAACACCCGGCGCAGUCGGAAGAAGAGCAAGGGAAUCCGUCUCGCAAUGUCGCGGUCUACAUAUCGCAACUCGAUCUCCGGCCGGUUAUAUAUACGCUCAACGAAAGGUUGCAUUCUCGAAUGGCGACGCUCCCAAGUCGAGGUCCGAAGCGACGAGGCAGGCAGGUUUGGCCUCCGCCAUUCAACGCCGGACGUUCGCCAGCACCGCUCGGAGACAGCGAGACCACCAUUUCGACACGCUGAAGUUCGUUCAGCGGCUGAAGGAGGAAGGAUUCACGGAAGAGCAAGCCGUAGCGAUGAUGAAGAUCCUCGGCGAUGUUAUUGAGGAGAGCAUCCAAAACCUCACCCGCACCAUGGUCCUCCGCGAAGACCAGGAAAAAACCACCUACACCCAAAAAGUCGACUUCGCGAAACUCCGCUCGGAGCUGCUGACUGCCGAUUCCACCGAGUCGUCCCUGACGCGCGGGUCACACGACCGCCUGACCAACGAGAUCGCCAAGCUGAACUCGCGGCUACGCGACGAGAUCCAGCGGACGCAGGCGUCGGUGCGGCUGGACCUGAACCUCGAGAAGGGGCGCAUCCGUGAGGAGGCGAACGUGCAGGAGAUGAAGCUCAAGGAGACGGAGACGCGGAUCGAGCAGGAAUCGGCAGUGCUGACUGAGCGGUUGGAGGCGGUUAAGUUUUCGACGUUGCAGUGGCUGAUGGGCGUCGCAACGGGUACGGCAGCGUUGAUUCUUGGUGCUUGGAGACUGCUCAUGUGAGAUGGAUGACGAGCAAGAUGGCGAUGAACCGUUAGUUUCAACGAGGCUAAGUUGGACCAAUAGCUUCCUGGAUCUACUAUUGUUCGGGCAAACCAUAGCGCACCGAUGUGAAAUGAUGUUCGAUCUGAUCUGAGACCCACAGCGGUUGUUUAAUGUUGUUUCGACAUGUGACCUUGGUGUUGUUGUGAUCGAAAAGU
Eremomyces bilateralis CBS 781.70 is the source of this 1235-nucleotide messenger RNA. RefSeq names its product DUF1640-domain-containing protein. Gene Ontology annotation, cellular component: mitochondrion. Lineage: Eukaryota; Fungi; Ascomycota; Dothideomycetes; Eremomycetales; Eremomycetaceae. Bases 229 to 1038 code for a protein of 269 amino acids. The record is from RefSeq and is a predicted model, not a curated record. The transcript has 3 exons.